GACCCGUUUUCAUUCCAAAACCAAAACUAAAAUAGCAAUGCCUAGAUCAAAAGAGAGACCUAGGCAGCAUAGGAAACGCACCCAUUUGGUGCUUUUCCCAUGCCCAUUUCAAGGCCACAUAACUCCCAUGCUUCAGCUGGCCACAAUCCUACACUCCAAAGGAUUCUCUAUUACCAUCGUCCACACUCAAUUCAACUCUCCCAAUCCAUCCAACUACCCAAACUUCAAUUUUGAGCCCAUAUCCGACGGCUUAUCGGUUGAUCAGGCACAGAAGGAAAAUGUCAUGGCUCUGGUCACGCUCCUUAAUGUCAAUUGCCAUGGCCCAUUUAGUGAUCUGAUGGCUCAGAUGCUCUCUGAAGAGGACCCACGUGAUCCAAUCGCAUGCAUUGUUUCCGACGCUGUCAUGCACUUCACGCAGUCUGUGGCUGACCACUUCAAGAUCCCAAGGAUCAUCCUACGGACGAGCAGCGCCUUGUCCUUUAUCACAUUUGAUGCCUUCCCACUGCUCCGGGAGAAGGGCUAUCUUCCUAUACAAGAUCCUCAAUCGGAGACGCCAGUGUCUGAGCUCCCUCCACUCAGGAUCAAAGACCUACCGAACAUCAGCACGGACAGCUCGGAAACAUUGUACCAAGUGGUGGCCCACACGAACAACGUAACAAGGAACUCUUCAGGGAUCAUCUUCAACUCCUUUGAACAUAUCGAAGAAGCUGCAUUGGUGAAAAUCCGGCAAGACUUCCCGAUGCCGUUAUUUCUGAUUGGCCCACUUCAUAAGUACUCAUCAGGAUCGUCCAGCAGUUUGCUGCCACAUGAUCAUAGUUGCAUGGUCUGGCUCGAUAAGCAAGCACCCGGCUCUGUCAUCUAUGUCAGCUUUGGGAGCUUAGCUUGUAUGGAGAAAAAAGAGCUAGUGGAGAUUGCGUGGGGAAUAGCUAAUAGCGGCCAGCCUUUCUUGUGGGUGGUUCGAUCUGGAUUGGUUCGUGGGUCAGCAAGCGCUGAAAUGCCAGAUGGGUUCGAAGAGGAGACACGUGGGAAGGGCUUGGUGGUGAAGUGGGCCCCGCAGAAAGAGGUGCUGGCCCACCCUAGUGUGGGAGGUUUCUGGACACACAAUGGCUGGAAUUCAACGGUGGAGAGUAUAUGUGAAGGGGUGCCUAUGCUAUGUUGGCCUUGUUUUGGUGAUCAAAAGGUGAAUGCUAGGCUUGUAAGCCAUGUAUUGAAGGUGGGUGUCCAACUAGAGAAUGGGUUGGAGAGAGAAAAGAUAGGGUGGGCCAUAAGAAGAUUAAUGGUGGAGAAGGAAGGAGAAGAGAUGAGGAACAAUGCAAGGAAACUAAAAGACAAGGCUGACCUUUGUUUAAAAAAAGGGGGUUCUUCCUAUGAGUCGAUAGAUAGGUUAGUAAAUUGUAUCCUCUCAUUGUAAUGCACGACUCGUCUGAGUCUAAAAACCUUGCUGUUUUUUUCGCUUGUUUAGCAUGACUUGUGUGAGAACCAUCCAUUGCGAAUUCAA
Molecule: messenger RNA, 1498 nt
Organism: Magnolia sinica
Lineage: Eukaryota; Viridiplantae; Streptophyta; Magnoliopsida; Magnoliales; Magnoliaceae
Product: UDP-glycosyltransferase 76B1-like
Exons: 2
Coding region: 38-1411 (457 amino acids)
Molecular function (GO): UDP-glycosyltransferase activity
Source: RefSeq, a predicted model, not a curated record